Messenger RNA from Elephantulus edwardii (Cape elephant shrew), 489 nucleotides. Its product is annotated as fragile X mental retardation 1 neighbor protein-like. The coding region runs from base 1 to 489 and encodes 162 amino acids. The transcript has a single exon. NCBI's taxonomy places the organism in Eukaryota, Metazoa, Chordata, Mammalia, Macroscelidea, Macroscelididae. The record is from RefSeq and is a predicted model, not a curated record.
AUGGAAACGGAAUCUGUUGUACAGUCCUUAUACAGUUUUUUCUCUCCAACCACAUGUUUUCCAAGGGAGGACCAGGAGCUAAAGCCUUGUAAAGGACAUAAGAAUUUCAACCAGGGUGAAUGUUUGAAGUCUCAGUGUUGUUAUUCUGAGACCAGUAAAUUGAACUGUUUUAUGCCAGUAAAGGAUGUGCCUACACAGAUGUUUCGGGUUCUUGCGCUUGUUGUGAGCAGCAUGAUCAUCCUGGGAUUUCUGCCCAUUUAUUGCUGCUCUUUUUGCCGGAGGAGCAAAUGGGCCAAUUCUUUACAAAGAAAAGUCAACAGAUUUUUAAAGAAAUGGAAGAAACCAAAGACCAAAAUGAAGAGGGAGACUAAAAGGUCAAAUGCGGAAGAAGAGGAGGGCCUAUAUAGUGAUGAAAAUGAGGAGCCCACAGGAGUGCCAGCGUCUGGAAGGAAAUGUCCACAAGGAAGGGUUGGAACGACAAGAAAGUGA